Messenger RNA from Fusarium sp. VM40, 1641 nucleotides. Lineage: Eukaryota; Fungi; Ascomycota; Sordariomycetes; Hypocreales; Nectriaceae. The record is from the annotation of a GenBank genome assembly.
AUGUGGCCAUUUACACGCUGCGGCGAAGACGCCUGCGAAAUACGUCCAAGACCCGUCACACUGGCCUCGUCCAUAGCCGCCCUUCCGUUUCUCUUUAUCUGCGUUUCGACAUCGAUUCUCGUCGUUCGCCACGUCUUCCCUCGAUUAAGCGCCGAUUCUGAGUCUCGCGACGGCGAAGAUCACGUCCUGCCUACACAUGCACCUGCGUGCUUGCGACAAGUUCACGCUGAACAUGGUGCCAAGAGCUGGCGACGGCGCGGCGCAGCGUGGACGUUUGGUCUUACUGUGGGAUUAGCUGCUACCCUGGGAGCACUGAUUAUGGACGAAAUUAUCGAGGUUGUAAACGCGGACUCGAGGAAUUUGGCUUUGAGGAUAACAGUGCCAAGUUUGCUGUUUCUACUGGUCGUACUGGUGCCUUGGCUCGAGUGUCGAUCGGUUGUUACGAGUGCGGGAUGGAGCUUCCAAAGGACUGCCAAAGGAAAGUUCCCUCGAGUGGCUUGGGGUCUACAAGCUGCUUUGUUCGUAGGAUGGCUGUUUGCUUUUUGGUCGGUUGGCCGUGCUGUGCCCGAGGGCGCGAUGCGCAAGACAAAUAUUGGAAGUGGAAGCCUGUCUGAGAUGCUGACACGCGGAUGUCUGGAGCGUGUUGGAGUUGUUGGUAUCUCACUGAUGGCCUUGCUGUCCGGUUUCGCUGCCGUUUCUUCACCGUGGCACGCUUUUAUGGAUCUUACUGCCCGUCGGAAGCGACCUGUUACGGAGGUUGAUGUUGCGAGGAAACAAGCUGGUCUGGAUACGGCAAAUGAGAUGCUUCUUACUAAGCGUCAUCGUCUGCAGUUUCUCGAGCGAAAAAUAUCUGGAGCCCAGAACGGAGCAUCGGCCAAGGGCAGUGGCCUCGUUGGCAAAGUCAUGGGCUCUCUACGUGGUCCGACUGGUGAUGAAGCAGAGAUGCGAUCACUGCGCCUUGAGAUCGCCGGUCUCGAGACUAUGGAGGCCAAUUUAGCAUCGGGAGUUUCUCUACUCAAAAGCCACCGAGCAGCCACCGUCCGGGCCUCUACAUCCCUAGGACGACUUCUCCUCAUCCCUUCGCAGCUUUUCAGCCUGUACUGUCUGUACCGUAUUGGCGCAACUACAAUUACCACCAUUCGCCGAGCAUCGUCGCCUACAUCAAGUUUCGCCAACACCGACCCUAUCAACCGCUUUUUAAGUAUCCUUGCACGUCACUGGGAUCCCAAGCUUGACCAGCUCGCAUGGGCACGCCUCAUCAGCUUCGCCCUUAGCGGUGUUAUCCUCCUCGCCAGCGCCAACAGCGUUGUCCAAACGUUUCACCUGUUUGCCAAAUGGACACCGGGUCUGCUCCGUCAAGCACAGGCCAAUCUGGCGCUGGUCGUUGGACAGAUUGCGGCGACUUAUGUCAUCUCAGCCUCGCUUCUCCUACGCAGCCAACUGCCUUCUGCCCUAGGCUCAGCUGUAGGAAGUGUCCUGCGAGGAGCGUUGAGUCCUGCCUUUGUAGAUGGCUGGUUCGAGGGGUGGUUCCUCGUAAGCAGCCUCGUGACGGCCAUUGGUAUCUGGGUGGGUAGAAAACUCGGGGGCGAUGAUGAGUGGGAUGAGUAUGGAAUGGAAGAGAUGGGCGCCAAGAUGUCAUAG